Messenger RNA from Pezoporus flaviventris, 1562 nucleotides. RefSeq names its product midnolin (gene MIDN). The record is from RefSeq and is a predicted model, not a curated record. The transcript has 8 exons. The coding region runs from base 48 to 1517 and encodes 489 amino acids. Lineage: Eukaryota; Metazoa; Chordata; Aves; Psittaciformes; Psittacidae. Gene Ontology annotation, molecular function: protein binding. Gene Ontology annotation, cellular component: nucleus.
GCUCUAUCUCGGAGGACUCGAAGCGCAGCCGGAGUUCCCGUCGGCGGAUGGACCCGCAGCCCGGCGCCAGGAGCUGCAGCGCGGGGGCCCCCGCCUGCGAGGUGGUCCCGAACGAGCCCCCCAUGAACCUCUACAUCAACACCACCACCGGGACCCGCUAUGAGCUCUCCGUGCCCGCCGAGGAGACGGUGGAGGGGCUGAAGAGGCGCCUGUCCCAGCGGCUCAAGGUGCCCAAGGAGCGCCUGGCUCUGCUGCACAAAGAGAGCCGGCUCAGUUCUGGAAAACUGCAGGAUCUUGGGGUUGUGGAAGGAAGCAAACUGACGCUGGUGCCCACCGUGGAGGCCGGCUUGAUGUCCCAGGCAUCCAGGCCAGAACAGUCGGUGAUGCAAGCCCUGGAAAGCUUAACUGAAACUCAGGUCAACGACUUCUUGUCGGGCCGGUCCCCGCUGACCCUGGCCCUGCGCGUGGGGGACCACAUGAUGUUCGUGCAGCUCCAGCUGGCGGCUCAGCAGAGCAGCGGGCAGCUCCAGCACCGGCACCUCAUCGCCAGCCGUGGCGAGGCGGGGGCCGCCGCCAGCCCCCACUGCCGGACGCUGCACGGCGGCGCCGGCUCCGGCUUCACCCGCAUCCCCGUGGUGCCCGCCUCGUGCCAGCAGAGCCCGGCCCCCAGCCCCGCGCCCACCGCGCCGGCCCCCCCCAUGUACUGUAACACCCCCCACGCCGCCCCCGUCACCGCCGGGAUGUUCCGGUCGCACGGGGCCAGCACGCAGACGGUGAACAGCAGCGUGGUCUCCUCCUGCUCAGAGGUGGAGUGCGGCACCCGCAGCAGCAGCUCCCCGGGCAGCAGCCCCGCGCCCGCCGCCCGGUCCCGCAAACCCGGUGCCGUCAUCGAGAGCUUCGUCAACCACGCGCCUGGGGUCUUCUCAGGGACCUUCUCCGGCACUUUGCACCCCAACUGCCAGGACAGCAGCGGGCGGCCGCGGAGGGACAUCGGCACCAUCCUGCAGAUCCUGAACGACCUCCUCAGCGCCACGCGACACUACCAGGGCAUGCCCCAGUCCCUGACGCAGCUCCGCUGCCAGACGCAGUUCUCCUCAUCCUCCUCGUCCUCCUCCUCGUCCUCCUCCUCGCCACCAGCCUCCCCGGACCUCGCCACCAAAACUACCUCAGAGCCGCUGCCGGCGGCCGCAGCAUCCCCACCCCUGCACCCCGUCGUCCAGUGCCAAAGCCAGAUCCGGAUGUGCAAGCCCAGCGGGGACCGCUUGCGGCAGACGGAGAACCGGGCGACGCGCUGCAAGGUGGAGCGGCUGCAGCUGCUCAUGCAGCAGAAGCGGCUGCGCAGGAAGGCGCGGAGGGACGCGCGGGCCCCCUACCACUGGCUGCCCAACCGCAAGUCCAGCCGCACCAACAGCAACAGCAGCGUCUCCAGCGAGGGCAGCCUGGACCUGGACUUCGAGGACUCGGUGUGGAAGCCCGAGGUCAAGGCAGACAUGAAAUCAGAGUUUGUCGUAGCAUAGAGCCCUACCCCGGGGGGGGCCCCGGGGCCGCGGACUCUGCCGGGG